This is a messenger RNA of Amphibalanus amphitrite, 2398 nucleotides long. It is a transcript of the gene BBS8, whose product is annotated as tetratricopeptide repeat protein 8-like. Bases 204 to 1703 code for a protein of 499 amino acids. Gene Ontology annotation, cellular component: ciliary basal body; BBSome; non-motile cilium. Gene Ontology annotation, molecular function: protein binding. Lineage: Eukaryota; Metazoa; Arthropoda; Thecostraca; Balanomorpha; Balanidae. The record is from RefSeq and is a predicted model, not a curated record. The transcript is spliced from 11 exons. Gene Ontology annotation, biological process: non-motile cilium assembly.
AAAACAAAACAAAAAGUCAGUGCAAAUGGUGUCCAGAAGCUGUGUGGUGUCGAUCACGCUAUAAUUACUGCAUUUUUAUAAGUUUCCCGACGCUGUUGUUUCCAUACUGAUGUCAAAUGUGGGCGAUACGACGGAGAAUACGGCCAGGGUAAAAAUACUCAUCGGUUAAGAAAACAAGAGCAACCAAACCGAUUGAUGCUACAAUGGAUCCGCUGUUUCAAGCAAUCAGUCUGUAUCGCCGUAGAAAUUUCGAAGCUUGUGCGGACAAGUGCUCCGAAAUCCUGAUCGGCCACCCAUACGACCAGGCGGCCUGGAUUCUGAAGGCGCGCGCGCUGACGCAGCAGGUCUACAUGGACGACAUCGAGGCUGACGAGGACGGCAUCGCCGACACCGUCAUGGACGACAACGCCAUCGCGCAGGUGGCGCGGCCGGGCACCUCGCUGAAGACGCCCGGCACGCAGCGCGGCGGCACCAGCCAGGCCUUCAGACCGACCAGCCAGUCGGGCCGUCCCAUCUCUGGCAUGGUCCGCCCGGGCAGCCAGUCGGCGCGGCCCGGCACCAUGGAGCAGGCCCUGCGUACCGCCCGGACCGCCCGCACCGCGCGGCCCAUCUCCGCCAGCACCGGGCGCACCGUGCGCAUAGGCACGGCGUCGAUGUUGUCGGCCCCCGACGGGCCGUUCAUCAACCUGGCGCGUCUGAACCUGGCCAAGUACGCCUCAGAGCAGACGCUAGCCAAGCCGCUCUUCGAGUACAUCUUCUACCACGAGAACGACAUCAGGCAUGCGUGCGACCUGGCCUCGCAGGCAACCCAGGCGGUCAGCUACAAGGACUGGUGGUGGAAGCUGGCGCUGGGCAAGUGCUACUACCGGCUCGGCAUGUUCCGAGAGGCCGAGAAACAGUUCAAGUCGGCUCUCAAACAGCAGCCGAUGGUGGCCACCGUGCUGCACCUGUGUCGGGUGUACGUGCGCCUGGACCAGCCGAUCGCCGCGCUCAGCGUGUUCCGACAGGGACUCGACUCGUUCCCCGACGAGGUCUCCCUGCUCACCGGUAUUGCUAGGAUCUAUGAGGGUCUGAACGACAUCACUCGGGCGGCCAAGUUCUACAAGGAUGUGCUGCAGCAGGACGCCACCAACGUGGAAGCGAUCGCCUGUAUCGGCCUGAACCACUUCUAUGGCGACCAGCCGGAGGUGGCGCUGCGCUUCUACCGGCGCCUGUUGCAGAUGGGCAUCUACAACGCGGAGAUAUUCAACAACCUGGGUCUGUGCUGCUUCUACGCGCAGCAGUACGACAUGACACUGACGUGUUUCCAGCGGGCGCUGAGCCUGGCCGACGACCAGACGGCCGGCGACGUCUGGUACAACGUCGGUCACGUCGCUGUGGGUAUUGCCGACAUCAACCUGGCGUACCAGUGUUUUCGGCUGGCUCUUGUCUCUAACCACGACCACGCCGAGGCGUACAACAACCUGGGCGUGCUGGAGCAGCAGCAGGGCCGGCCGGAGAAGGCCAGGGCCUUCUUCCAGACGGCGGCCGCGCUGGCGCCGCACAUGUUCGAGCCGCUCUACAACCACGCCGCCCUGUCGGAGAAGAUGGGGGACCUGCAGUCGGCCUACAUCAUCAUCAAGAAGGCGCUGGACGCCUACCCGGAUCACGUUGACUCGGCGCGGCUCUUUGAAAAGCUCCAGCAGUCGUUCUCGUCGAUCUGAUGGGCCACCGCAGCCGAUACAGGCUGAGUCGGCCGCGGGGAGGGGCAGGGAAGGAGGAGGUCGAGAGGGUGGGUAAGGAGGCUGAGGUCCCGUGACACGGUCCUAGCGGGUAACCCGCGGUCGGGACUGACCGGUGAUUUGAAACAGGCACUUAUCACUGGUCGUUGUGUUGCGAGGGUUUUGUUGUCGGAGAGCCACACGUCAGUAUAACUGCUUUCGAGGCAGUCAGCACGUCAUGAUCUCAGUUAUUGGCUGUUGUUUUCAUUUUUCGGUGUAUAUUGAUGCGUUGUUAACGCUUCGCUGUUUCACAAGUAGCCUGUUUUAUGCGUUUUUGCUCUUAUUAUCAACUCUAGGUAUUUUUACCUUUGUUAGGACGGCUUUGAUCACCACUUAUGUCUCAUUUGUCUAUUUUAUCGUUCAUGGUAGGAACUGUGUAUCAUACUGUGAUGUAUCACAUGAAGUGGAUGAACCCCACCGCUCGAACGUUUAAUGUUCACCACGCUAACAGCUAGAUGUUGUGAUCUCAAACUGCGUCCGUCCCAUACCGAUGCUGUGACCUUGCGGUGCCGAUCGUUAUAAGGUUUACUCCGAAACGCGCUCUUAGGGAUCGUAAAGAUUCCCUUCGUCUUUUUGUUGGUUAUUGAUGAUUUAUUUUGUCUGUGCUGUUUCACCAAUACACCGAAUGUCUAUCGAAA